ACGCUCCCUUUGGACGGUCCAGGAAGGUUACCAAGCAACGUCACCGCUACGUCAUUAAUAUUCAUGAGUCAAGCCGUCGCCGUAGUAGGUUUCGAGCUGGAUGUAUGUGUAUUGCGCAGCUGCUGCACUGAGGCGACGCUCCCUCAUUCCGCUACGAGCUGGACCGACUGAAGGAUUCACCGGAACUUCAGCCCGUGCGGCUGUCACAGUUUUAAAUAGGGGUUCGGUCCAAUAUGGCGGCAGACGGAUGGAAAUACUGAUGACAGUCCGAAAGAUCGCCUCGAUUUGUACGAUGGGCGCCAAUGCCUCUGCUUUGGAAAAGGAGAUUGGACCGGAACAGUUCCCUGUUAAUGAACACUACUUCGGACUGGUCAAUUUUGGCAACACCUGCUACUGUAACUCGGUGCUGCAGGCACUGUACUUCUGCCGGCCGUUUCGGGAGAAAGUGCUUGCAUAUAAGGUCCAGCCACGCCGUAAAGAGAGCCUGCUCACCUGCCUGGCUGACCUGUUUAACAGCAUUGCAACUCAGAAGAAGAAAGUGGGAGUCAUUCCACCAAAGAAGUUCAUCUCCAGACUGAGAAAGGAAAAUGAACUGUUUGACAACUACAUGCAGCAGGAUGCCCACGAGUUCCUCAACUACUUGCUCAACACCAUUGCAGACCUGCUGCAGGAGGAGAAGAGCCAGGAGAGACAGCAAAAUGGCAAGGUAAUGCAGAAUGGUGGUGGAGGAGGAGGCGGCGGAAGCAGCAGCAGCACAGGAGAGGGUGAAACAGAGGAAAAGACCCAACAGACCUGGGUGCAUGAGAUCUUCCAAGGCACACUGACCAAUGAGACGCGAUGCCUCAACUGUGAAGCGGUGAGCAGUAAAGACGAGGACUUUUUAGAUCUUUCAGUGGAUGUGGAGCAGAAUACCUCCAUCACGCACUGUCUUAGGGGUUUCAGCAACACAGAGACCUUAUGUAGUGAAUACAAGUACUACUGUGAACAAUGCAGAAGUAAACAGGAGGCUCAGAAAAGGAUGCGUGUGAAAAAAUUACCCAUGAUCCUUGCCCUGCACCUAAAGCGCUUUAAGUAUAUGGACCAGCUUCAUCGCUACACCAAGCUUUCCUACCGCGUGGUCUUCCCUCUGGAGCUGAGGCUCUUUAACACGUCUGGGGACGCCACCAACCCAGACCGAUUGUAUGACCUGGUGGCAGUAGUUGUUCACUGUGGAAGUGGUCCAAAUCGAGGACAUUAUAUUACUAUAGUGAAGAGUCAUGGCUUCUGGCUUCUGUUUGAUGAUGACAUUGUAGAGAAAAUAGACGCCCAAGCAAUUGAAGAAUUCUAUGGUCUGACAUCCGACAUCUCCAAAAACUCUGAGUCAGGGUACAUACUCUUUUACCAGUCUAGAGACUGAGACAAUGGGAGUGACUGACGGAAUUGGAGGGCGUGAUUCGUGAGGGACAGAAUCGGGCAGAUAGGGAGGCUUGGGCUCUGUUGCCUGGCUCAGCUCCCUUCUCCAUCCCCUCUCAGUCAAGUCCCUUUUCAUCCAGGCUUAUCAAUGGAGCUUUGCACCAGAGCAUCAGGCGGGUCCCAGUCAGGAGCAGUUGAUGCCAGAGUGACCUGGACACAGCACAGUAAUAACCAGUCAGUCUGGUUAGCUGUCAUCUCACUCGCCUGCUUCGUGUUGCUCGACACACACAAACGCACAUAUACACACAGCUGUGAAAUGAGCUACACGUACGUCAUUGAUGGCCUAAGAAUGGACGCUGUUUUUUUUCCCACCACACAGUAACAGGGUUCAUUUUGUUCAUUUAAUUCUUUGCAUCACAUUAUGUAUUGCCAUUCAUAACGUCAUGGUCAAUCUAAAAACCUUUACAACGAUUUUCUUCAUCCUACAGAGAAAACUCGCAUCUGCAAUGUCUAACCUGGCACAUCAUGCUAUUCAUGGUAACCAGCUAGUUAUGAAUGUGUAGCAGAACAGAUUACUUAUUGUAACUGAGCAAUGUUAAGUGGCUGGUAGGGAUUUAAGAUCAUGUAGGGGAUUUUGUGUGAAGUGAUGGGUGUGGUGCAGAGAGGAUUGUGAGGUGUAAAGGAUGUGGCUUGACCUAAGAAUACUCUUUUGGUAUUCAUUGAAUGUAAAAUUUCAAUAGAUAUUGUGCAAGCGAGUGUAAAGUUUGGAUUUGAUAUAGUGCACAUUUUUUGGUGCACUUAAUAUAGAGCGUGACCGAUGGAAAUACAAGCUAGGGAUUUAUAUUAUUCUAAAUAUAAGUCCAUGUAUAUUGUAUAGUAACCAAAACUGCACACAUUUCCACUCGUAUCACUAACACUGUGUCCCUGUGAAAUCGCCUUAUAAUGCUGACGUAUUCAGUUCGGUCUGUUAAUAAAAGAAAAGUUGGAUGAUUUAACCAAGCUCGCUUAUCUCUAGGGCUGUACACUCCAUUAUAGAGACUUGCAUUAAGUUCUGCGUAAUGUCAGUAACUCAUCCCUAGAUCUCUAUUGUCUUUUCCUUUGCCCUGUUAAUAGGUAAUGUUUUACCUGAACCUUAAUUGGAAAUGAAGCACAGCUGUAGGAUAAAGUACAAGUGUAGGUCUGUCUGUGCAAGUCUCUAAAACCUGCAUGGCUGCUUUGCAGUGGUUAUAUUGGUUAAGAUCUUGUUAAAGCGAUUCAGUUUCUAGUACAGAUAAGCCCCUUCUUUCAUUUGGCCAUUAUAUACGUAUGUCACCAUGCGAUUAUUAGCACAAUUUUACACAGGCACCCGGCAAGGUUAGGUUUUUCAGCCUUCAUCUUGCAAAUGUCCAUAUUAGCAAAGUACAAGGAGGAGUUUCCUGAUUUAAUUUUAUUCCAACAAAAUAGUUCAGACUGAAGUGGAUGUUUAAUAGAGAAUGAAUAAAGGUAUUUUAUGUUCAGAGCUUUUCCAACACUGGUUUUAUUUGAUUGUUUAUUUGACAACAAUGCGCUUUAAUCUGUAAGGGGACCGUCAUGACUGACAGUGCUGCUGAUUGUUAAUCCAUACGUCAUGUAAAGUCUACUUGACAUCAAUGCAUGCAUUGUAUAACAACUGUUGACAUUGUUAUAAAGCAUGUAAACAAACAUCACAGAGGCUUUAAGCAUUUUACUGGCAUUGUGCGUCUUAAGUAGACUCAACUAUAUGUUCAAAUAAACUGACAUAUGGUGCCAUGUAAAUUACACAUUUACACAUGCUAUGUAAAUUGUGACAUCACUUUUGAAUAAGGCUUACCCAAGCCGAGUUAACUGGAUAUUAUUAUUUUAUUUUUUUAAUUUGCUUGUGAUUUAGUAGUUUUUGGGGAAGGAAUGUUUCUUUUAUUUAUGUGUAAUUAUAAAUGUUAUAUUAACUUUUUUUUGACGCUCUCAUUUUUAUACAUUUUGCUAAUUAGUCCCUUGUCUGGACACAGGCCAGGGCUCUUGAAUGACUGUUGAAUGAGAAACAUAAGGGUGAUGAUGUUUGCUUGGAAUUGAUGCCGUAAGCUUGAAACAAAACAUUCAUAUACACAAUUACGCACUGAUCACUGUAACAGCACCCCGAGUGUUUGGUAGUUUUGGCAUUGGCAGGCAGACAGAAACUACAUAAAGACACGAGACAAAUGUAGUGGAAAGCUGUCAUACUAACAUUCACGAAGAGUUUAGAGUGACACUAGUUUUGUGUUUCAUUCCUGCCCCUUUUCUUAACAUUGUCAAGAUGUUAAUUCCGUACUGCGUUUGAAAAAGUGCACUUUCGAUAAAGCAAUGUACAAAUUGUAAGCCAGAUGUAUAUUCUGGUUUUGGAGUGGAUGGUGUGGAUGAAAGUUGGGACUCAAUCACCCUGUCCCUAUAAUAAAAUAAACAAAAACGUGAA
Messenger RNA from Misgurnus anguillicaudatus (oriental weatherfish), 3835 nucleotides. It is a transcript of the gene usp12b, whose product is annotated as ubiquitin specific peptidase 12b. Gene Ontology annotation, biological process: protein deubiquitination. The record is from RefSeq and is a predicted model, not a curated record. Gene Ontology annotation, molecular function: cysteine-type deubiquitinase activity. Gene Ontology annotation, cellular component: cytosol; nucleus. Lineage: Eukaryota; Metazoa; Chordata; Actinopteri; Cypriniformes; Cobitidae.